AUGGCUUCGGGUCGGUCCUUCAAACUGAGUAGUGGCCAUAGCAUGCCCGCCAUUGGCCUGGGAACUUGGCAAUCAAAGGACUAUGAAGUUCGCGACGCUGUGAAAACUGCUUUAGAAUCAGGCUACCGACACAUCGAUGCGGCUGCUGUCUAUGGCAACGAAAAGCAAGUCGGAGAUGGAAUCAAGGUAUCGGGAGUGCCGCGUGAGGAUAUCUUCUUGACAAGCAAAUUGUGGAACACACAUCAUAACCCGGAUUAUGUCGAAGAAGCUGUGAAUCAGUCUCUCGAUGAUCUCCAGACUGACUAUCUUGAUCUCUAUCUGAUUCACUGGCCGGUAGCGUUCCGUCACUCUAACGAAACCACCCAACCGAUCGACGCGGCGACUGGUCUUAUUGAUGUUAUUGAUGUGCCAAUCAAGGAUACCUGGGAAGCUAUGGAGCGCCUCGUGGAGCAAGGCAAGAUUCGCACAAUAGGUGUGAGCAAUUUCACAAGGGAAAAGAUUGAAGAACUGCUCAAGACCGCCAAGAUUCGCCCAGCAGUGAAUCAAAUUGAGGCACAUCCUUACCUUCAGCAACGUGAUUUGCUUCAGUGGAGCAAAGACAAUCAAAUUGUCAUUACCGGGUAUUCGCCUUUGGGAAAUAACAUUUACAAUAUUCCUCGUGCGGUUGAUGAUACGUUGGUUAUUGACACAGCCCAUAAACUGGGUAAAACACCAGCGCAAGUCUUGAUCAGCUGGGCUGUGCAGCGCGGGACAGCAGUUCUUCCCAAAUCUGUUACGGCUUCAAGAACUAUCAGUAACUUUGAGGACUUCGUCCUGCCUGACGAUGCUUUCGAUGCUAUACAGUCUUUAGAAAAGCACCAUCGAAUGAACUUUCCCGCAAGACUAGGCGUUGAUAUUUUUGGUGAAGUCGGCGAGGCCAGCACUCGGCAAAGUGCAUUGACAUGGGCCGCAGAGCAGAAGAGACUGAAGGCGUGA
This is a messenger RNA of Penicillium angulare, 975 nucleotides long. Its product is annotated as aldo/keto reductase. NCBI's taxonomy places the organism in Eukaryota, Fungi, Ascomycota, Eurotiomycetes, Eurotiales, Aspergillaceae. The record is from RefSeq and is a predicted model, not a curated record. The transcript is spliced from 8 exons. Gene Ontology annotation, cellular component: cytosol. Gene Ontology annotation, molecular function: aldose reductase (NADPH) activity. The coding region runs from base 1 to 975 and encodes 324 amino acids.